CCCGCCCUCCCAGAGGCGUGACCCCACGGAGCCCAUCCCCGUGGCACCGGGUACUGAUCACCAUGGCCGGGCGCAUCGCCAAGGAGCUGGAGGAGGCUCGGCGCUGGGAGGGGGCCCGCGACGUGCGGCCUCUGGACGGGAACGUGCGGCGCUGGGGCGGUCUCCUGCUGCCCCCACCCGCUGGAGCCCCCAUGCGCCACCCUCCGAACUCCCAUCUACCACCCCAGCGUGGACCUCGAGGGCCGCGUCUGCCAGCCCCUCACCUCCCACAUGCACUGGGAGCCCACCACCCGUGCCAUCCAAGGUGGGUACCGCGGGAACAGGAGCACAGUGCUGGGGGUUCUCCCUCUGACCAACGCCCUGCUCCUGCAGUGCUCCAGGACCUGCUGCUGCAGCUGGACAGCCCAGACCCCCAGCGGGUGCUGCGGCCGGACCUGGCCCGGGAGCUGCAGGAGCGCCCCGAGGAGUUCUGGCGCCGGGCAGAGGAACACACCCGGCUCCACGCCGAGCCACGCCCCGACACCCAUACAUGAGGCAAAAAAAUUCCUCCAUCACCUGC
Molecule: messenger RNA, 559 nt
Organism: Parus major (Great Tit)
Lineage: Eukaryota; Metazoa; Chordata; Aves; Passeriformes; Paridae
Product: ubiquitin-conjugating enzyme E2 L5
Exons: 3
Coding region: 63-533 (156 amino acids)
Biological process (GO): ubiquitin-dependent protein catabolic process; protein polyubiquitination
Cellular component (GO): nucleus
Molecular function (GO): ubiquitin conjugating enzyme activity
Source: RefSeq, a predicted model, not a curated record